Chaetomium strumarium is the source of this 2069-nucleotide messenger RNA. RefSeq names its product tryptophan synthase beta subunit-like PLP-dependent enzyme. The transcript has a single exon. The coding region runs from base 415 to 1734 and encodes 439 amino acids. Lineage: Eukaryota; Fungi; Ascomycota; Sordariomycetes; Sordariales; Chaetomiaceae. The record is from RefSeq and is a predicted model, not a curated record. Gene Ontology annotation, cellular component: cytoplasm.
GGAAACCGCGGGGUACCUAGCCAUUUAAGCAGCACGGUUCAAAGAAGUCGAACCUCCUCCCUUUGUUUGUGCUACCAAGCUGCGAUGCAACGACAUUGCACUGCACUAUUAUAUAACGUGGCUCAGAUAUCUUGAAAGUUUGAAUGCUAGCAACCUCCGGAGGAGCUCUUCCAGUCCGAGUGGACCGGCGAACGCCCCACAAGGCUCCCGGCCGGUCACGGCACGAUGCAUUAGCGCACCGACAAUUUCUCCGCUAGCGCAUCAUCCGGUAUGACAUUAAGUUUUGCGGCCGCUUAGGCGGUGGGCUUGUAACAUAGCAGCUCAGUUCAGUCUUAACGGGUUUCUCUGCUCUGUAUCCCAUCAGGUUGUAACGCCGAAAAAAGGAUUUAUCAACAGUUACCCAAUGGAGCCGAAAUGUCGCUGAGCGACCACCCUCGAGUGUAUGGCACCGCCGCGCUGGCGGUAGCCUUCAUUGCCGGCAUUUUCGCGACCUUGGGCUUCAAGGACCUCUAUCCGGAGCUGGAGGCACGGUACCAAGGGCGGAGGAAACGCCCGCGGCGGGGCAGCAUGCUCUUCGGCCCUGUCAAGCUCGAAGACCGGGAGGAGUCGUUUAUGAGCAGCUCGGCCCGCGGGAAUGGGAUUGUCGACGGCAUUGAGGGCACCAUCGGCAACACGCCCCUCAUCAAGAUCCGCAGCCUCUCGGAAGCAACAGGCUGCACAAUCCUUGCCAAGGCCGAGUUCCUCAACGGCGCGGGCGGCAGCCCCAAGGACCGCGUCGCGCUCAACAUGAUCCAGGUGGCCGAGGAGCAAGGGCUCCUCUCACCGGGCCGGGGCGACACCAUCUACGAGGGCACGGUCGGCAGCACGGGCAUCUCCCUCGCCGUGCUGGCCCGCGCGCGCGGCUAUAAGGCGCACAUCUGCAUGCCCGACGACAUGGCCAUCGAGAAGUCGGACCUGCUGCACCACCUCGGCGCAACGGUAGAGCGUGUGGCCGUGGCGCCCAUCACCGACCCCGGCCACUUCGUCAACCUCGCCCGGUCCCGCGCCAAGGAGCACACGGCAGCCUCCGACACGCCCUCGCGGGGGUUCUUCGCCGACCAGUUCGAAUCCAUGGCCAACUACACGGCCCACAUGAAGACCACCGGCCCGGAGAUCUACGCCCAGACCGAGGGGCGAUUGGACGCCUUCGUCGCCGGGGCGGGCACGGGCGGCACCAUCGCCGGCGUGACCAAGUACCUCAAGGAGGAGCGCAAACUGACGGCGCUAAAGGUGGUGCUCGCCGAUCCGCAGGGCAGCGGCCUGUACAACAAGAUCCGGCACGGCGUCAUGUACUCGCCCACCGAGCGGGAGGGCACGCGGCGGCGACAGCAGGUGGACACGAUGGUGGAGGGCAUCGGAAUCAACCGCAUCACCGAGAACUUCGAGGUCGGGAGGGGCCUGAUUGACGACGCGGUCAAGGUCACGGACGAGCAGGCGUGUCGGAUGGCGCGGUGGCUGGUGGAGCACGACGGCAUCUUCGUCGGAAGCAGCAGUGCGGUGAACUGUGUCGCUGCCGUGGUGACGGCCCUCAAGAUGCCCAGGGGCAGCCAGGUGGUGACCAUCCUGUGCGAUUCGGGAACGAGGCAUCUGAGCAAGUUCUGGAAGCACAUUGCCGCGAUGGGGCUGGAAGACGAGACGCAGGAACAGGGCGAAGACCUGCUUGCUGCAUUGGGCCUCCAGAAUCUCAAGAGGUAGCAACGUGGGCAAGGACUCUUGAAUGGUUGAAUGGCUUGGACCUUGGACUGAUACCCAGAUCGCUCAAUGUACGUAUCGACUCCUGUUCCAUCAUUGCCGCGUCAGCUUGAUAUGCGAAUACGUCCAUGAUAUUGAGGCGUAUCCAGGAAGCGUCAGUGGGUAUCGGUAUCCUCUGGGUGCCAAAGCACCUUGCCCCUCCCAUCUAUGAUACAGGCUGUCUUGCUUGCUUCUCUAGAAUUAGGGGUAGAAUCCCUACUCUCAACGAGCGCAGCGCAACAUCCCGCUGCAUUUGGUUAUUGCACAGACGAGCACACAAAACGUUCCUUUCCCUAAAC